AUGUUUGUAAAAGUGGUCAGUUGGACGAGGUCGUUGGCUAGUGCUUGCGAGGUGAUGAAGGCUAGGAUGCGAGAGAGGGUGUUGGUCGGUACUUACGAGAAGGGGUUGUUGGCCUAUACUUACAAGAAAGGAUUGGUAGGCGAGAGGGGGCUAUUGGCUUUAGGCUGGUUGUUUCGGGUCGAGUUAGAGUUAUCGAGGGAGAUUGUGGUUUCGGAUAAGAGUCGUUUAAGUGAGGUUGGGGAUGAGAGGAAAUAG
Molecule: messenger RNA, 255 nt
Organism: Dovyalis caffra
Lineage: Eukaryota; Viridiplantae; Streptophyta; Magnoliopsida; Malpighiales; Salicaceae
Source: the annotation of a GenBank genome assembly